AUGUCUGUAUCGAAGCCAUGGUACUACUACCUCUGGGACUCCUUCGGGAAGCCCAAAGAAGAACGACGGCUGCUCCGCAAGCUGGACGCCUCUUUACUGAUCUUCUCGGUGGUAGGUCUGAUCAUGCGCUACGUGGAUCAGACGAAUCUCGCGACUGCCUUCGUAUCCGGCAUGAAGGAGGAUUUGCAGAUGUAUGGGCUGGAAUAUAAUUACUGUGUCACGGCUUGGUCUGUAGGCUAUGUCAUUGGGCAGAUACCCGGCAACGUCCUUCUCAACCGCUUCUCACCACACUAG
Molecule: messenger RNA, 294 nt
Organism: Dioszegia hungarica
Lineage: Eukaryota; Fungi; Basidiomycota; Tremellomycetes; Tremellales; Bulleribasidiaceae
Exons: 4
Coding region: 1-294 (97 amino acids)
Cellular component (GO): membrane
Molecular function (GO): transmembrane transporter activity
Source: RefSeq, a predicted model, not a curated record